AUGGAAGGACCGCCGCGCGAAGAGAUCACCGACGAUGCUCAUUUACAGGCCUUGGCUGACAUCGGCGCUGUGCUGGACGAGCUGGGUUUGGAAUGGUGGCCGUGUCGUGGAACCCUCAUUGCGCUGAUGAGGCAUGGUCUGCGGAGCGGGCCGCUAUCUGAUGGCAAGCAGGAUGUGGUGGACCAUGAUGUGGACGUGAUGGUUGGCAUCGUUUCAGAAGAAGCAUGGAGUCACAUCCGCUGGCUGGUGAAUGACAAGCUACUAGAGAUGGGGUGGCACAGCUGCUUUGGGCGGUACUCUGUAGAUGCGAAGUAUGGGUCGACAGUGCUGACCCGUGCCAGGGAAGAUUUGUUGUUGUGUACCCGAGCAGAUCCUGACGUCACAUUGGACAUCAGCACGUACAUCAUUGGCAAGGGCCGAACGGUCUAUGCCCAGCGAUUCUGCACCCCGACCUAUGCGCCACGCCGCGGCUGCUACGUGCCGCGGGGUGCUGGCACCUUGCAGCAUGGUUUGGGGCGUCUGCGGAAGUCGGCGAUCCACCCGAUGCGCCAGUGCCGCGCCGGGCACUUCUCGGUGCCCUGUCCGGCCAAGCCACUGGAGACCUUGAAGGCCACCAUGCCGGUGAACUUCACGGAGCACUGCUUGGCCCUCCCCGACCUCCUGCAGCGUCGCCAGCGGGGCUACGCCAGCGACGCGCGCUUCUUCGCGAGCGCGGCGCCGGACGCGCGGCCGGCGCUCCGCACCGAGGACGUGGCGCUGCUGCGGCAGCGAGCGCACCAGCUGGAUGCGGAGGGCUAUGUGUCCAUGACGCCGUACUUCAUGAGCUGCAAGAGUGAACGGGAUCAAGACGAUCCAAAUGAUGGAGCUGCAGCGGCAAGAAGAGUGGGUAGUGGGUGGGGGUUCGGAGGCAUUGUGCGAUUUCAGUCAUGCACUGGAAGCAGGGCGCUGGUCUGGUGCAGAAGUGCUGCAGGUGGAGGAUCGCAAACAAAUCUCUGUGGCAGGGGAGCUCAUCAAUCCGAUUGUGCGUAA
This is a messenger RNA of Durusdinium trenchii, 1029 nucleotides long. Lineage: Eukaryota; Dinophyceae; Suessiales; Symbiodiniaceae. The record is from the annotation of a GenBank genome assembly.